This is a messenger RNA of Vicia faba (fava bean), 555 nucleotides long. Lineage: Eukaryota; Viridiplantae; Streptophyta; Magnoliopsida; Fabales; Fabaceae. The record is from the annotation of a GenBank genome assembly.
AUGUCUCAUGUGCUGCGUCUAAAGAAUAGUGGAUGUUCAGGAGUCGAUCAACCUGAAAUCCACCGGGUAUACAUUAUCCUUCAUAAAAUUAAGAUUUGUUGGCCAUACUACUUUGUUUCUCGUAUAUUCACUAUCAAAGAAAGUGCCAAAGGAAAUUUGUUUUGCCACAGCUCUAUGAUUGCCAAGAUCAUCAACUACAACAAUAGGAUACCAAAUAUACUAUAUAGGUUCUCUAUUGAUGCUCAAGAAUAUACUCAGUGUACCUUAACAAAUAUGGGGUACAUUUGGGAUGAACAAAAUGAGGCAUAUUACUUUCGUAUUGGUAAAACUGGUGAUCCAAUUUAUAAUUCUGAUGAUCCGGGUGCAUUCGAUGGAAAUGUUGUUGAGCAACAUGGCGAGGAAAAUAAUCAAGAAGAUGUGAACAUGGUUGAUGGAGAGCACAAACAAGAUGCGCCUUGGAUGCAAGCUGAUUCUAAUCAAGGAUGGAGACGGUGGCUGCAACAAACUGAUGAGCAUAUGAAAUAUGAGAGUAGUUACCAAGAGUAUGGCUCAUAA